Molecule: messenger RNA, 456 nt
Organism: Perkinsus marinus ATCC 50983
Lineage: Eukaryota; Perkinsozoa; Perkinsida; Perkinsidae
Exons: 1
Coding region: 1-456 (151 amino acids)
Cellular component (GO): membrane
Molecular function (GO): alpha-(1->3)-fucosyltransferase activity
Source: RefSeq, a predicted model, not a curated record
AUGGCCUGCUUCGAGGCCUAUGCUAGGCGAUUCCGCUUCUACCUAGCCUUCGAGAAUAGUAGAUGCCGAUGGUACAUCACUGAGAAGCUCUGGAAGGUAUACAAGUGGCAGAUUAAGGGGAUACCCUUAGUGCCAAUAGUACUUGGGGCUCCGAAGGGCGACUACGAGAAGCUGGCCCCGCCUGGCAGCUUCAUACACGUGGAUGAUUUCGAGAGUCCCAAAGCACUUGCCGGGUAUCUCCACUACUUGAUGGGAAACCACAGUGCAUUCGCAGAAUAUUUAGACUGGAUUAAGUCGUACAGGAUCCUUGGGCAAUACUAUACUGACUGUCUCCUAUGUAACGCUAUGAAUAAUGUCACCGCUAGGAAGGCGGCUACGAUCCGAGGCAGCGCAUACACUGAUCUGCAUGCAUGGAGUACUCGUGGACAGUGUCAAGCAUCCAAGCCCUUGCGGUGA